Messenger RNA from Aspergillus luchuensis, 264 nucleotides. RefSeq lists its product as uncharacterized. The transcript has a single exon. NCBI's taxonomy places the organism in Eukaryota, Fungi, Ascomycota, Eurotiomycetes, Eurotiales, Aspergillaceae. The record is from RefSeq and is a predicted model, not a curated record. Bases 1 to 264 code for a protein of 87 amino acids.
AUGGCCCGCUGUCCACCACAUCACAACAUUGGCCAUAGCAGCGACAACGACGGAACCGAUAGCAGUGUGUCUUUCCGCCUAGACUCGGACAACGCCGUCGGUGUGGAUUUCCCGAUAGACAUCACCGAUGUCACAACUCCGACUUACCUCUACGGCGAGUGGGUGGAGACAAGGGUCGAACCUGUCGGAACUGCUCUAGGCAGCGGUCUACGGGGAGGAAGUCUCACGGGAGUGAGAAAGGAUCUCUUUCUCCAAGCCGCAUGA